AGAUUGCCAAAAUCACAUGAUUGGUGUGAUUUUAAUGCAGUUACACCGGUAAAAAAUCAAGGAAAUUGUGGAUCAUGCUGGGCAUUCAGUGUGACUGGAAAUGUUGAGGGAUUGAAUGCAAUCAAAACAGGACAGUUGAAUUCAUUCUCCGAACAAGAACUUGUCGACUGUGAUGAUCUAGAUGCUGGCUGCAACGGCGGUUUGCCAGACAAUGCUGUUAAAUUUAUCGAAAAAUAAGGUGUUCUGGAAUUGGAGUCAGAUUAUCCAUACACCGCACAUCGAUCAAAAUCAUGCCAAUUCAAUGCGUCAAAGAGUCGUGUUCAAGUAUCGGUUGUCGUCUAUUGUGUUGCCGAUUAUCCAGCAUUCAACAAAACGAUGCCAUAUUGGAUCAUCAAAUAUAGCUGGGGUCCACGUUGGGGCGAAUAAGGCUACUAUCGUGUUCAUCGUGGCGAUAAUACUUGUGGUGCAGGAGGCUGCAACAUUGACUUCUUUCCAUACUAA
Messenger RNA from Sitodiplosis mosellana (orange wheat blossom midge), 501 nucleotides. Its product is annotated as putative cysteine proteinase CG12163. Lineage: Eukaryota; Metazoa; Arthropoda; Insecta; Diptera; Cecidomyiidae. Gene Ontology annotation, molecular function: cysteine-type endopeptidase activity. The record is from RefSeq and is a predicted model, not a curated record. The transcript has 3 exons. The annotation marks the transcript as partial. Gene Ontology annotation, cellular component: lysosome.